AUGGAUAGGAUUAGCAAUCUACCAAAUGAGAUCAUUUGCCACAUCGUAUCGUUCCUUUCUGCAAAGGAAGCUGCUUUCGCAUCAGUUCUGUCAAAGAGGUGGCAGAAUCUCUUUACCAUUGUACAAAAACUUGAGUUUGAUGACUCAGUCAAGAAUCAAGGGAGUUUGAUGGAUUUUGUCAAUGGCGUAUUGGCUCUUCCGGUCACUACCCGCAUUAGUAAGUUCUCUCUAAGAUUUGACAGUUUUUUAAAGCGGAAACUUGAGACUGGUCUUGUUAUUGGUCCACAUGUUGUCAACCGUUGUCUCUGUAAUGUCCUGAAGCGUGGUGUCUUGGAUCUUAAACUGGAAAUAUAUGGUGAAGAUGGAUAUUUACUGCCUUCUGAGGUCUUCACUUGCAAAACAAUUGUUGACCUGAAACUCACUUCCUGCAUAUUCGCUGAGUCUUAUGUUAUUGAUGUUAUCCCUGAGAAUGCAUUCCUUCCGGGGCUUGAGUCUCUCUUUCUCAAAUCAAUUUGGUUCUCUGAUCUACGCGGAUGUGCUUUCCAAACGCUUCUUUCUGCUUGUCCUGUGCUUAAGACAUUAACCAUAUAUGAUGUGCAGUGGGAAAAAUGGAAAUGGUCUCGCACUGUAUCAAGUGCAACCCUUGAAAGGCUUAUUAUUCAACGUACAGAAUUCACUUAUUUUAACGGGUCUGAUUUCAAAAGCAUUACUUUUGAUACUCCGAGUCUUACCUACUUAAAGUACAUUGAUUUUGUUCCGGAGGAGUAUCCAGUUGUUAAUCUUGAUUCCAUUGUCGAAGCCAAGCUCCAUCUUAUUCUCACUGGGAAUCAAGAUUACCCUGUAAGAUACCUAGGCCGAGAAGAUGAUCCUAUUACAAGCAAUCCAACUAAUUUGAUCAAGGGGUUAAGAAAUGUUGAGAUCUUGCAUUUAUCUACUGCAACUGCGCAGAUGCUUUGUUUCUUCCCCCGUGAAACACUUCCAGAGUUUGUAAACCUACAUCAUUUAACUAUUGGACCAACUUAUUACGAGUGUUUUAACUGGCGACUUCUGCCAAUUUUGCUAAAAAAGACUCCAAAUCUAAAGACGCUCAUGAUCAAGGGUCCAUUGCAUUUGUACUACAGAGACUUCAAUGAUGAUGAAGAAGAAGAAGAACCUGAAUAUUAUUGCGAGUGCUCGUCGGGAUGUAAUUGUCUAUUGUCAUGUCAUAUGGAAGUCCUGGAGAUCUCCCAUUACAGAGGAACUACCAAAGAACUGGAGAAACUGAAGCAUUUCUUAGGGAAGUUGUCAUGUCUUGAGCAUGUGAAACUUGGUGUUUGGGCAAGUAGCGACAAGGAAAAGUUGAGUAUCACCACUGAUCUACUAAUGCUUCCUAGAGCUUCGGUCAAUUGUAAGAUCCAGAUCAACUUUUCUUAA
Molecule: messenger RNA, 1413 nt
Organism: Arabidopsis thaliana (thale cress)
Lineage: Eukaryota; Viridiplantae; Streptophyta; Magnoliopsida; Brassicales; Brassicaceae
Product: F-box/RNI-like superfamily protein
Exons: 3
Coding region: 1-1413 (470 amino acids)
Source: RefSeq, marked reviewed